Messenger RNA from Antrostomus carolinensis (chuck-will's-widow), 3582 nucleotides. It is a transcript of the gene MIDEAS, whose product is annotated as mitotic deacetylase associated SANT domain protein. The coding region runs from base 232 to 3582 and encodes 1116 amino acids. Gene Ontology annotation, cellular component: histone deacetylase complex; transcription regulator complex. NCBI's taxonomy places the organism in Eukaryota, Metazoa, Chordata, Aves, Caprimulgiformes, Caprimulgidae. Gene Ontology annotation, biological process: negative regulation of DNA-templated transcription; regulation of transcription by RNA polymerase II. The record is from RefSeq and is a predicted model, not a curated record. Gene Ontology annotation, molecular function: transcription corepressor activity. The transcript has 12 exons.
UGUAACUAAGUGGACCCUACUGACCUCUGAACCACAAAGGAUAAGAGUGAAAAGAAGUGGGAGAAGCACACGGAGAAAAAGGAAGUGGAUGCACUUUCAUCUGGACUUCUUUCCUGCCCUUUAUUACUAAAACUGAAUGGAAAAGAGAGUCUUCUGUGCCUUUCCUCCCCGAACCUCAGGGAUGGGUGGAUUGUAAAUACGGCGUGUGCAGCUAGGAGAAUAGACUGAACCAUGAAUCUUCAAGCUCAGCAAAAGUCUUCAAGCAAAAGGACUGGGAAGCGAAUUGCUUAUUUUAAUGAGCAGGAAAUAGCUGUGUCAUCAAAAGAACCACAGCAGCAACUUAAGGAAGGACAGUACUAUGGUCAUGGAGGGAAUAUACCAGUCUCCCAAACUAUGGAGAUUUCUCACGCAGGAGGAUUAACAAGUGCCCCCAACAAUGUUGCUUUGAUGAACUCUGUUUACAAUCAAGAUAGGGGAGAAUCAAUGAUGAUGUCCCAGGCAGUAACAAGUGUCAAAUGGCAGAAUUCACUAAUGGGAAACCGAUUGCCAGAGAGGGGUGACAGCCACUGGCAGUCUCCACCUUCAAUGUGGAACCACAGUAUGGUUUUUGGGGGUAACCCAAAAGGACCUCACUCCAAUGCUGGUGCCCCGGGCUUCUUUAGCCACCCAGAAGCCCUUAAAAGAAAUCAAGAGAAAGGAGUGUUUGUGUCACAGUUGGACUUGUAUGGAGAUGCUGUCCAGCAGAUGAUGUCCCAGAAGGCUCAGCUGGAACAGCAAGCCCUGGUUAGACAGCAAGCUCAAAUGAAUUCUUUUCAUCAGAUGCAGAAACAGCAGCAGCAGAGUCAAAGUCUGCCAUUACAGCCUUUCCAACUUGCAUUUGGUCACCAAGGCCAAAAGCAGGGUCUUCCUGAAUUGUUACAUGUCUUUCAAGAAGCCCCAGCUUCUUCCAGUCCAGCAUUUACUGCUCAACAAAAACAGCAAGCUCUUCCCCAGCUACAACUUUUUGAAAAUUUCUAUCCUCAACAGCAGCAGCAGCAACAGGCUGCCACACAAGCCUUCAGUCUGCAGCAAACUACUUCCAUAACACAGCCUCAUGUGGCAGCUGCAGCACCUCAGCAUCACAUGAUGGCACACCAGUUUCAGCAAACAGAGAGGAACCAGGAACUAUUCAAGGCUCUAACAGAGCAGAACCAACAGACUGUGCUACCUCAGACCCAGAUUCCCUUUCCAAGAAGGUCACGGAGACUCUCCAAAGAAGGUGUCCUGCUGACAUCUGCAGGAGAAGCGUUGGCUUCCAAGCAGACAGAAGAACAACCUAGCAAUUUAUUUCUGCAUCACUGGCAAACGCAUCAGCAAGAGGUCCCAUUACAGCAGCCGCCUGAAUCACUAGCCCACAACAAAGGUAGCUAUUCACACCCCAAGAGAAUAGAUCUGGGGCAGAAGGAUGUCCUGGUCAAUAACGAGCUGUGCCAGAUGGAAACAGACGGGCAAGCUACAGCCCAGAAUGGUAGAGAUGGGGAAAAACAGGCAGCAGCAGCUGAAGAAAACGCUCAGAGAACUAAUGAUUUUCAGGGUGUCAGAGGUGGUGUAAUCCAGAGUACACGACGGAGACGGCGUGUUUCUCAAGAAGCCAAUUUGUUAACUUUGGCCCAAAAAGCUGUUGAGCUGGCUUCUCUUCAGAAUGUAAAGGAACUGGAUACUUCAGAAGAGAAGAAGAGUGUGCUGAUAGCAGCUCCAGAACCUACAGCUGCAAAAAGUGUUGUGGAAUUUGCCGGUUCUUCAACAACUCCCAAAAGACCCCGGGAGGAUAACAGCCUUGUGCCACUUAUCAUUCCUGUGUCUGUGCCAGUGAGAAAAAUUGACUUGCAGAGCCUUGGAAAGGAAAAGUCUGAGGAUGGAAAGCCUCAGAGAGGCCAAACAAAUGAUCGAGCUCCUUGUGAACGCAAGCCUUCAGUGAUAGUCACUCGGAGGCGAUCUAAUCGUAAUACUAACAUGGAAACCUCAAAUCAGCACGAAGAUACUGUUCCAAAGGAUGAAGCAGAGGGCUUUGCCCGGAAACCAAAGCAGCGGCCAAGACCCGAGCCACUCUUCAUACCACCAAAAGCUGGCACCUUUAUUGCACCACCUGUUUAUUCUAACAUUACUCCAUAUCAGAGCCAUUUACGGUCACCUGUCCGUCUGGCAGAUCAUCCUUCAGAUAGGAACUUUGAGCUACCUCCUUACACUCCUCCACCAAUUCUUAGUCCAGUGAGAGAAGGAUCUGGGCUAUAUUUUAAUGCUAUCCUCUCUUCAAGUGGUCAUUCGGUUCCACCUCCAAUGACUCCUAAGAGUGCUCAUAGAACUCUGCUUAGAUCAAAUAGUUCAGAAGUUACUCCUCCUGUUCUUAUGGUAGUGGGGGAAGCCACCCCAGUCAGCAUUGAACCGCGAAUAAAUGUAGGAACUCGCUUUCAAGCAGAAAUCCCAUCACUCCAAGACAGAUCUCUGGCAGCAGUAGAUGAACAUAAAGCAGAGCUGGUGUGGCAGCCGUGGGGUGACCUGGAAACCAACAAAGUCACCCAAGAGAAUGUGGAAAACCUGCUAGCUGCUGCCUGUUCAAGCAUUUUUCCUGGGGCUGGAACCAACCAGGAGCUGGCACUACAUUUCUUACAUGAAGCAAAGGGAAGCAUUCUGGGAGCUUUGACCAAACUGCUAUUGAAGAGGCCAGUACGAUCGCCUACCCACCCUUUGGCAGAUUAUCACUACACAGGAUCAGACAAGUGGAAAGUUGCUGAAAAAAAACUUUUCAACAAAGGCAUUGCAAUCUACAAGAAAGACUUUUUCUUGGUCCAAAAGCUUAUAAAAACCAAAACAGUGGCUCAGUGUGUGGAAUUCUACUACACAUAUAAGAAACAAGUUAAAAUUGGUCGGAAUGGGACCUUAAUCUUUGGGGACAUUGAUGCUGCUAAUGAGAAAUCUGUGAAAGAUGAAGCUGAAGUUGACAUCAAGAGUUCCCAUAGGUUUGCACGUGUUCUUCCUCCCAGAAGGGAUAUUUACAGUGAAGAAGAAGGGCAUGUGGAGGAGGAGGAAGAGGAGGAAGAAGAGGAGGCAGAGGAAGAGUUGGAUAACAGAAAGAAGAACACAGUUCCUCUCAGAGAUGAACAGACACUACAAGAUGGUGUAAUAGCCAAUGAUGCUGAUACCAGGAGUCAAGAGUCAACUGUUACAGGCAGAAUUGGAAGGAAACCAAGGGAGACAACAGUGAAGCCUCGAAAGCCUAUUACUGCUCCAGUGCAGAGGAGGAGACGGAAACAGAAGAUAAAAUCAGAUGCUACAAGUAAAACUCAGAACACAGAAAACACAUUUCCAUGUAAAAAAUGUGGCAGGGUGUUCUACAAGGUGAAGAGCCGCAGUGCUCACAUGAAAAGCCACGCAGAGCAAGAGAAGAAGGCAGCUGCACUGAAGCAGAGAGAGAGAGAGGCGGCGGCAGCAGUGGCAGCAGCAGCGGCAGCCCACAGCCAGGCCCGGCAGGAAGAGAGCAGUGAGAGUGGGAGCAGCAGCAGUGGAAGCAGCAGUGCAAGCUCAGAUGAAGAUGGAGAAAUAUAG